UCCAGUGCUCACAACUCAAACCCGCCCAACAGUCCCACUAACUGACUCUGCUCAAGGCCCGAACCAAAUACCCGGUCCAAUCCUAGACACCCAACUUACGUCUCCAAAACCCUGAUCUAAUGGCCGCUCCUCUCGUCGGCAGCCACUAUGACCAGAGCCGAUCUGCCGCUGCAUUCACUUGCCAUCAACCUGCCUCCGAUCAACCUACACCAGCCUUUUCCAACCCUAGAUUGACCCUCACCGGCCACUUCCUGUGGCGCAGACGUCUCUUCCCAUUCUCAACCCGUCUACAGCCACAACCACCGCAAUUACUCACACACUAUUUCUGCCACCUGCCUCGCCCAUACCACCAGCCUCAAACAGUGCCGCCUCCUACCAGUUUCUUGCCGUAUCCACCAUGAUUGCACCGCAAACACCACUUAUCCAGCAGACCCACACCAACCGUUCCCCGUCGCCAACUCCGCUGCUCACCACCACCAAUUCCCGUCGCCCGGCACCUCUUAACACCAUUAGCCACCACACGCCGUUGCUUCAUAGCCUUGCAUAACCACCCCACCCAACCACCUGUCACCACGACAAGUCCAGAAAUUCGCCUGCCGCCACCAUCCUCCUCGUCUACCCAGAUCGCCCAACUCAGUUCAGUACCAAACUUCGAGUCACAAUCGCCACAGUCUGCCACCUCUACACUUUAAGGUCUGCUACACCUACAACACGGUCAUUUGCGAGAUCUUCACCCCGCACCACGCCAUCUUAACCUGCUUCAUAGUCCAUUUCCACAGUGGCAACUCCAACUCGUGAGCCUAUUUCAACUUCAGGUGCAAUGCAUAUACUUCUUCUCAAGUAUAUACAUCUACAGUUACCAGGCUGAUUUCCUCUGCAGCAGAACACCGACAAAUUCCAGUGCUCCCGUUACUUCCACUCGGCCCAAAAUUUAGGAUAUAACAUUGUAAGUAGAAUAAAUUUGGAUGCCCUAAUAUUUAAUGUGCUAGCCUCUACUAUUAUAUGGCUUCUUUCUCUGUAGUUCCCUUUAUUUGGUAAUCCUGGGGGUUUCUUCCUUCCUCAUUAUCUAUGUAGCAAAGGAUAUAUCUCUUCUAAUUGCUGCCAAUCAUCUUUCUUGAAGUGAGGUUAUGAAAAGCAAAACAAUUUAGGGAAAAAAGUUGCUUAAGUUAUUUUGAGGAAGAUUACAUGACAUUUUUGCCACUUGUCCUAUUGUAAUGUGAAAGUGAGGUACAUUUCCUCGGCACUAGACAGGAGUACUGCUUCCAUAAAAAAAUUACACCGUUUUAUUUUUAUUUUUUGUUUCCAGAGAGGGUACGUAUGGUAUAAGUGAAAAUUGAAUUCUUUGGCCCUAUGAUCACUGGCUUGUGAAUUGGUGAUCCAAAUGUUAGAAUUAGAAUCUGCAAUAGUAUUAAGGAUUUUACUUGCUGUACCAGAUUUUGCAAAAGUUCAAGAGGAAGAUAAAAUAACUUCUGAUUCCCAUUAUCUUAUCCAAAGUCGUUUCUUGUUAAAAGGUAAGUUGUCAUUACUUUAGAUAGAGCUUAACAUGUAAAUUGAAAAACCUAAAUAUGCAUAUCUUUGAAAGAUGAAUCUGGAAAAACAAAAUUCGUCAUCAAACUGAUUUAGUAUUCAUUUUAAUAUAUACUCCGUUCCAUUUAUAUAAACGGGUUUUGUUUUCACAUGAAUUAAGAAAUUUUAUUUAAUGUUAUAGGAAAAGCAAUUUUUGUCAAAAACUUUCUAGUCUACCCUUAUUUAUAUUUGUACAAUUUCAUGAUUGAGUGGGGAAAAUUAGUUAUAACUAGGCAAAUUAAACAAAGGUAUAUUAGUAAACGAAUAAAACAAAAUAUUCUCCAUAGAGAAAAAGAAUUAUAAAAUUGGGAUAAGAAAAUAAGGAAAGUCAGCCUAUAUAAUUGGGAUGGAAGGAGUAAUAAUUAAUUAUAACAUGUUAUGUCAUAUUUGCUUGACCAACUCAACACUUUUGAUGUUUACCAUUCAAAGUUUAUUUGCUAAUAUUAACUUAUUAUCAUAUUUGAAUAUAACUAAUAUACCACACUCCCUAGUAAAUCAACUGCACAGUAAUUUCAAUCUUCUAAUAUAAACUUUAUUCUUUUAAUUUCAAUGGUGAAUACAACAAAUACAAAAUUUAAUGAUGAAAUUCAUCAAGUUUGGCCAAAUUUUUAUCAGCAUUUAUAUUAGUUGAGAAAUAUUCUGGAUUGUUUCGACUUUCAAUCCUCCCUGAAGAUGUUGCAAUUUAUAUAUUGGGAAUGGUCUAUAAUUGAUUAAUGAAGAGAGGUAACUGGAGAUAAAACUCAUUACAAGUCCUUUCCCAGUUCGAUUUUGAUGUAGUCUAAGAUGGUGGAGUCAUUAGCCACCAUUUCGGAAGGACGAUACAUGUAUAUAAAUGAUACAAACAAGGGUCCACCUGAUGCAAUUGACAUUCACCAUAUCAUCAUUUCAAGAAGCAGUGCGCUGGGUUACAUUUUCUACAUAUUUAUUCUGCUUUCAGCCACUUUCUGCUUUCUCCUUCUCCCACAGGACCUGUCAAUGGCCAUUCUUUUUAGCUUUUCUUUAGCGGUGUGCCUUGUGAAAUCAUGGCAAGGGAAACAAGUUGAGAAAGAGUCGGUUACGAUUUUGCCUGCCUUUGGAGUUCAGCUUGAAACUACUUACAGAAGUGGGAGAACAGUUCGCUGCUUUGUUCCUAUAAGCAAGAUCUUGAAACCUGUCUUAAAUGAAUGCGUGACCCCAGUUACUUGUUACUGGAGUUUGUCUCUUAUUAUACGUGAAGAAGAAGAACUCUUACUAGUUUUCAAGGAAUUACAUCCUCCUAUUACAAUGUUAGUACCCAUCUGGAAAGCUUUGUGUGCUGCCAUCCUCAUUGAAGAAUUCUCAGACGUGCACUGAAAUUAAGAACAUGGAUAAUGCACUGGCAAGCUGUUCAUAUUGUAUUUUCAGCAUACCAGAAGGAUUGUUGGUUAAAAAUCAGAGGUCAAGAAGACAUGCGGUCAUUUUUCCCUUCAGACGAGGUAACUGUUAUAUACGUGGAAUGAGUACUUCUCACUAAAGAAAUACUGUCAUUAACUAGAGUGAUUCGGAUGUUUCAAAUUGAAUUUAUUUUUUGAAAUCAUAGGACUUGUGAUACACUUGAUACUUGUGCCUAAUUUUUGAAAAUUAAUACAACAUUUGAAGAAAAUUAUGUGCUUAACCUUGGCUUUUUUACGUGCUUACAGUUGAUUGGAGAAUAUGUUUAUUUGCAUU
Messenger RNA from Olea europaea var. sylvestris, 3252 nucleotides. RefSeq lists its product as uncharacterized. Gene Ontology annotation, biological process: GPI anchor biosynthetic process. NCBI's taxonomy places the organism in Eukaryota, Viridiplantae, Streptophyta, Magnoliopsida, Lamiales, Oleaceae. The transcript has 5 exons. The record is from RefSeq and is a predicted model, not a curated record. Gene Ontology annotation, cellular component: glycosylphosphatidylinositol-N-acetylglucosaminyltransferase (GPI-GnT) complex. Bases 2350 to 2898 code for a protein of 182 amino acids.